This is a messenger RNA of Hordeum vulgare subsp. vulgare (domesticated barley), 683 nucleotides long. RefSeq names its product E3 ubiquitin-protein ligase SINA-like 3. The record is from RefSeq and is a predicted model, not a curated record. The coding region runs from base 3 to 683 and encodes 226 amino acids. Gene Ontology annotation, molecular function: zinc ion binding. Lineage: Eukaryota; Viridiplantae; Streptophyta; Magnoliopsida; Poales; Poaceae. The transcript has 2 exons.
CAAUGGUAGCCGUGGCGGCCGAAGAGGAGCUUGUCAACGUGGACUUGCCGAAGAAAUGGCUUCACUGCGCCGUGUGCCAUGCCGCCCUGAAGCCUCCCGUGUUCAAGUGCAAGAAUGAGCACGCCGUGUGCUGCGCCUGCGCCGGCGGCGGCGGCGGCACGGAUAAGCUCUGCGGUCCAUGUCGCCGCGCCGUCACGUUCACCCGCUGCCGCUACAUAGACGGGCUGGUGGACGACUACAAGGUUGCUUGUCCGAACAAGAAGCACGGCUGCGAGAGGUCCGUCGCCUACCACUCGGUCGCCGAGCACAGGCUCAGGUGCGCGCACGCUCCAUGCUACUGCUUCGAGUGCACGCCCCCGUUCGAGGGCUCGCCGGCGGACCUCCUGCGACAUUGCACGGCGCCGUUCGGCAAGCACUCCUGGCUAACGGAGAAGAUCAAGUACGAGUCCAGCCACUCGUUCGUCGUGCAGGCGUCGUCGGAGGAGUACCGCUGCCUCCUAGUCGCGGAGGACGGCUGUGUGUUCCUCCUGGCCGUGGGCGCUGGCGGUGGCCCGGCCGGCCGCCGCCUCCCCGUCAACGUCGUGUGCGUCAGGAGCAACACCGACGCCCACACGAGGCCGUUGUACACGGGCGUGCUCUGGGUGGAUGGGCCGCCGGCCGCCUCAGGGGAAGCGUCCAGGUGA